Molecule: messenger RNA, 315 nt
Organism: Bipolaris victoriae FI3
Lineage: Eukaryota; Fungi; Ascomycota; Dothideomycetes; Pleosporales; Pleosporaceae
Exons: 2
Coding region: 1-315 (104 amino acids)
Molecular function (GO): zinc ion binding
Source: RefSeq, a predicted model, not a curated record
AUGGCAUGGCAUCAAAUAUCCCACCAGUCAAGAAAAGCCUAUGAUAUAUGGCCGUUUUGUUACUGUGAUGGUUGUCUAUACAAGGUCAGUGGCUUCCGCUACAAGUGCAAAGAUUGCUAUGAUUUCGAUUUUUGCUACAAGUGCUACGCCAACAGACAUGUGCUGCACCCACAUCAUGAAUGGAAUACCAUGGGCCAGGAGUUUGAAGACGACCCAGAUGCUAAGCCCGACGCCGCUAACCAAGACUCGAAUACCGAUGACGACGACACAGACUCGGAUAGUGAUGACAGCUCUAGUACCGAGUCUACUACAUAG